Messenger RNA from Cynara cardunculus var. scolymus (artichoke), 1439 nucleotides. RefSeq names its product 3-hydroxyisobutyryl-CoA hydrolase 1-like. Gene Ontology annotation, biological process: L-valine catabolic process. The record is from RefSeq and is a predicted model, not a curated record. Lineage: Eukaryota; Viridiplantae; Streptophyta; Magnoliopsida; Asterales; Asteraceae. The transcript is spliced from 14 exons. Gene Ontology annotation, molecular function: 3-hydroxyisobutyryl-CoA hydrolase activity. Bases 37 to 1167 code for a protein of 376 amino acids.
GUUGCUCAUUGUUCUUACGGCUCUCGGUUGAACUUCAUGGCGCCAACAACUCAGGUAUUGCUUAAAGAGAGCUCACAUGUGAGAACCAUCAUACUAAACAGGCCCAAGCAACUGAAUGCGCUUUCACUUGAAAUGGUAUCUCGUCUCUUGGAACUCUUUCAUGCCUACGAGGAGGAUCCCAAUGUCAAGCUGAUAAUUUUGAAGAGUGAAGGAAGGGCUUUCUGUGCUGGUGGCGAUGUUACAGCUGUUGUUAAGGAUAUUAAUAAAGGUAACUGGAAACUAGGGGCAAAGUUUUUUUCAACAGAAUUUACAUUGAAUUAUUUGAUGGCAACAUACACUAAACCUCAGGUGUCACUCCUUAGAGGAAUUGUGAUGGGAGGUGGUGGAGGCGUUUCAGUACAUGGUAGAUUUCGAGUUGCUACAGAUAAUUCGGUUUUCGCCAUGCCAGAGACUGAAUUAGGGUUAUUCCCAGAUGUAGGUGCCUCUUAUUACUUAUCAAGACUACCUGGAUUCUUUGGCGAAUAUGUGGGUCUUACAGGUGCUAGAUUGGAUGGUGCUGAAAUGCUUGCAUGCGGUCUUGCCACCCACUUUGUCCCAUUGGAGAAAUUAUCGUUAUUAGAAGAUGCAUUAUGCAAAGCAAAUACAGGCGAUCCAAAAAUUAUCUGCAGUAUUAUCAAUGAGUUCUCGGGCACUCCUAAGUUGAAGGAGAAGAGUCAAUACUUUCGGCUGAAAACUAUUAAUAGGUGUUUCUCUCGGAGAACGGUUGAAGAGAUUAUCUCUGCAAUUGAGAAAGAGGCUUCAAAAAACAUGGAUGAUUGGAUCACUUGGACUAUCCAGUCUUUGAAGAAAGCAUCACCAACAAGUCUCAAAAUUUCUCUUCGCUCCAUUAGAGAAGGGAGACUUCAAGGUGUUGGUCAAUGUCUAAUCCGUGAAUACCGAAUGGUUUGUACUGUCAUGCGAGGAGAGUUCAGCAGGGAUUUCUUUGAGGGAUGCAGGGCAUUGCUGCUAGACAAGGAUAAAAACCCAAAGUGGGAACCUUCAAAACUUGAGCUUGUGAGCGAUCAUAUGGUUGAUCAAUACUUUGCAGCAAAAGAUGAUGAAGAUUGGGAAGAUCUCAAACUCCCUCCCAGGUCAAACUUACCUUCACAUGCCAUUGCUAAACUCUGAGCUAUCAGUAAGAACUAAACCAUUUAUCUCCUCUAUGGUGUUAAUGGCCUCGUAAUUGUGAUGAUUAAUGUCAAAAGCAUAAUUAUUUAUACUGCUUAUUUGUAAUCAAACAAAAUUAAAUGAACCCAAAUGUAUCUAACUAGGAGAUAGGGUCUGGAGAGGGUAGGAUGUAUGCAAACUUACCUCUCCCCAAAGGGUAAUAAAAAUGUAAAUUUAUGACUACCCAAUUGGCAUUGUGUUCAAUCUAAAGCAUAUGCAGUUACAAAUUACUA